AUGGAAACGUUAAUUCAUACAAUAAACAAAUUACAAGAUGUAUUUGUGGCGGUCGGCGAACAUAAAAUCGAUUUGCCGCAGAUCGUUGUCGUAGGAUCUCAGAGUUCCGGGAAGAGUUCAGUGCUCGAGAGUUUGGUGGGAAAAUCGUUUUUACCACGGGGUAGUGGUAUUGUCACACGUGCUCCAUUAAUUCUUCAAAUGAUCAGGUACAGUAAAGAGGAACGAGAUAAGAUGUUGGAAAUAACAAAAAACGAUAAAAUUAAAGAAUGGGCGUGUUUUUUACAUAAACCCGACUAUGUUUUUCAUAAUUUCGACGAUGUUCGCGUCGAAAUCGAAAACAGAACGGAUAUUCUCGCCGGCAAAAAUAAAGGAGUAACUCAUGAAUCUAUAGUAUUGAAAGUUUACACACAACUAUAUGAUCUCACUUUCGUCGACUUGCCUGGCAUUACUAAACUCCCUGUUGGUGACCAACCAGACGACAUAGACGAGCAAAUCCAAUGUUUAAUAAUGAAAUAUGUUCAACAGCCAAAUUCGAUUAUAUUAGCGAUAGUUACUGCCAACACAGAUCCGUCUACUUGCGAGAGUCUUAAAAUAGCCAGACAAAUUGACCCAGUAGGUGCCAGGACGGUUGCAGUAGUGACUAAGUUAGACCUGAUCGACAAAGGUACAAUCGAAGAUACGGCAGAAUUGCUUAACGGUCACAAAAUACCCAUUAAACUAAUGGGUAUAAUUGGUGUGGUCAACCGAAGUCAAAAGGAUAUUAACGACAAGAAAAGCAUGAAGGAAACGUUGAAAGCCGAGAAAGAAUUUUUAAAGAUCAACUACCCGGAAAUUAGCAAGAAACACGGUAAUAAAGUGUUGGCCGAGACUUUGCAGAAUAUAUUAAUGAUGCAUAUAAAAAAAACGUAUCCUGUGUUACGAAAAGAAUUGUAUGAAACCAAGGCGCGGUUAGAAAACGAAUUGAAAGUAUUACAAACGCCGGACCAAAAGGUGUCCUUUGUAUUAGGCCUGUUAAAGGACAUUUGUAGAUCGUACUGUGACACGGUUAAUGGAAAUCGUAAAGAUGUGUCGGAAAAUGCACUCGAAGGAGGUGCAAAAAUUUCUCAAAUCAUAAAUCAAGAAUACGUCGAUAAAUUGUCUAAAAUUGAUCCGUUACUCGAUCUUACUGACGAAAAUAUCGGUAACAUUCUGUUAAAUUCUUCUGGUACUAAAAAAAGUUCAUUUGUCAACGAGAAGGCAUUAGAAAAAAUGGUCGGAAGACAAUUAGAAAAUCUAAUCGAACCGGCUAUGGUUUGUGUAGACCUCGUAUGCGCGGAGAUGUUAACGAUUUUUGAUUCCAUUGAUCAAAAUUUCUUGGACACGCUUAAACGAUUUCCAAAAUUGAAUACAGAUGUAAGUAGACAUUAGAUAUCUACCUAGUACCUAUAUAAAUAGAGGCUACAAAUCAAUAAUGGAUGGUAAAAAUAAAAACCUUAAUAAUAUUGGUAAAUGAUUAAUUAAUGCAGAUGUUAUUAAAUUUUGUCAGAAUUUUACUAGAAUUAUAUAAAAAUAUGAUUUCAGUAAUUUAAAUAGUUGAACUACACUAGUACCUGCUGUAUAACAUUUACAAUAGUACGUUUCACAAAAUUAGAGACUCGAUUGUAGGACGACUGGUGGCCAAUGUUUGGAUUUUAGUGUCGUUCAAACUUUACAAUACUUUAUAUACUGAGCACUAUAUGCGGCAGUUCAAUUUACGCGUGUUUUUUUGUGCACAAAUUGAGUAAUCUUACUGAUUAUAGAUCACCAAUUGCGCUAAACUUAUAAACAGUGCAAUCUACAAAAAUAAAGAAAAACCUUGUAAUAUCAAUGAAAUUAUACUUAGUAAUGAUUCUAUCAUUAAGGAUAAGAUUAGCAUUUUGAAGCAAACCAAUUUAAUAAAUAUUUCUCUUGGGUAGGUAGGUAUUAAUAUUUCUGAGGAUAUAAAAAAAAUAGGUUUUUGAAAUUAGAUUGGAUCAGUAUUAACCUUGGUGGGUAUAUAAAAAAGGUGAAAUAAUACAUUUUCUCAUAUUACAGUUGGUAUUUUAAAAAAAUACCAACUGUAAUAUGAAUUUUAUUACUAAUAAAAUUCUCAGGAAUACACGUGAUGUUAUAUCAUUUCCUUGAUCGAUUAGGUUUAAUAAAUGUUUUUCAUUUGGAAUAUUCCCUAAUAUAUUUUUAAAAAAUCUCUAAUUAUCCCAUUAUUUAACAAUGGUUACAUAAAGUUAUGCAAAAAUUACAUAGCAAUUGCUUUGACAUUAUCAAUUAGUAAAAUCUUUAAAAGAUGUUUAAAAAAUAAAUAAAUAAAAUGUUUAGAUAUGGACAAUUUCUUUUAAUAAUACCUAAUCAGUUUGGCUUUAUAAAGGGAUUAUCUACCUAUGGAAAAUCAUGCUUUGUAUAAUGUCACAAAAUACAUUUAUGAGAAUAUUAAUAUUGGUAAUAAAGUUCUAUAUACUUAUAUAUACCAUAUUUUAUCACUUAUAUCUGUAUAAUACUUUCUUUGACUAUACCUAGUCUAUAAAAUUCACCAGAUCUUAGCGCAAUAUCAAAUUUAGGGAAAGGGCGAUAGAAGCGUUGGUCAAAAUCUACUAUAUAUACUGAGUUUGAUUUUCAUCAUAAAUGAUGCAUGCCUUAUAUGAAUUUUAAAAAUGACCUCCCCCCCCCGUUUUUUUGUCCUGGCUUCCCCCUUGUCAUAAACGAAUUCGUGUACAACUUAUAAUAUUACGUUUAAAUCGGUCAAUUUGUUUAGGCUCUGGUAGUGAGGGUUGUAUACCUAUACAGCAAAAGUUGAACUUUAAGCACCAUCCUAUUCUAUAUGAACCUACAGGACCGAUGUUAGGGGUGGACGAUCAAGGCCUACGCCUAGGGCGUCUACUGUAAAGAGGGGGGGAUACCUCAUCGAUAACAACUGAACUCGAUUAAUUGGAGGAAAGAUGCUAAAACAUGGUUCCACCCAGGGCGCCAGCCAAUGCCGAUCCUAGGACACAUUUUGGUUUUAAAUCAUUUAAUUUUAGUACGUUGCAUUGAUCAUAAUUGUUUAUUUAAUUUUGAACAAUGUUUCGUCAGCAAAAAAACAUAGUUUUGAUUAAACUGCUAUUAAAAGAAAUAAAAGAAGUAGAAAUUAUUGAUCAAAUUAUAUGGAAAAAAAGCUCAUAUGUUUCAAUACAGAAAAGAAGAUGAAUUUUUUUGUAUUUUUAACGAGAAACAUUUAAUUAUAGAAGAGAAAAAUUCCGAGAAUUUUUCAGAUUUUGUUGAGAACAAUUUAAUUAUGUUUUAAACUUAAUUGAAGAGGACAUAAAAUGAAAUCUCACAACAGUGAGAGAGCCUAUUUCACCGGUGAAGAAAUUAGGUGUAAUGUUAAGGGUGGUAUCUUACUAGUUCUGUUAAUCUUGUGUCGACUUUAGAUGAAAAUAUUAUUUUUGAUGACAUGUUGAAUUUUGAAAACACGCACGCGAUAGCCGCAUGACAGCCGCGGUGUUGGGAAUCGGUUACAUCUAAAAAUAGGUAAAUAAAUCUCAGCGCAGCCAAAAUUAGAGUCGCGCUGCGUCAAUCGCGCGUGAUUAGACGCAUCCUAAGGAAACACACCUAAAUGGAUAUACAAAUUUAGAUUUCCAAAAAGACCUUAAAGUUUAUACAAUUAUAUGAAAAUAAAGGAAGUCCGUUAGAAAAUAAAAUAAAUAAAAUAUAUAGAUACAUUUAUAUAAAUAGAAAUGGGACCCCGCAAAGUUCUGCACCGGGCCCCGAAAUCUAUCGGACUGUCACUGGAAUCAAAAUGUGUAACGCCAGCACUGUGUACCUAGAACUGAGUAUAAUAUAGGUACACAUAACUGAAAAUAGGUAAAUAAAAAUAAUAUUUAACGAUUUUUUAGGUGAGGCAAGUGCUGGCCCAAAUGUUGGAAAACACGUUGACGAACAUUAAAGAAUUUAUAAAAUCGUACAUUGAAACCUAUCAAGCGUGCUUAAACACCACGAAUCCGGAUUUCAUAUUGGAACUGGUCAAAUCGUCCGACGUGAUCCAAGACGCGUUUAUAUCGACGCACGUGACGAACAAAAAAGGCUUGACCAACGACGAAUUUAUCAGGGCCGAAGAAGAGAGAACGAAACAAUUGUUCAAGCAAAUAUUGUCGGGUCUCGACGAUCUGGAUGAAACGCUGGAAUCGUCUAAACAGGUAAAAAUGCAUCGGAAUCUGACGCAUUGUUAUUUCGAGUUCGUGCGGAAGAACGUGCGAGACUUUGUACCCAAACGUAUAAUAUACAAAAUGGUAAAUUAUGUGUUGAACAAUAUUGAUCACUAUAUGUGCGAAUACGUGUUCACGCCUUACGUGGUCAGCCGGUCCAUCGAACAAGUGCUGACCGAAGAAGCGCACGCCAUCGAAGACAGAGAUCGGGCCGAAUCGUUGCUGCACGCCGUCAAUAAAGCCCUGAAAACAAUGGUGGAUAUCCAAUGUGUCUAG
Messenger RNA from Cinara cedri, 4469 nucleotides. Lineage: Eukaryota; Metazoa; Arthropoda; Insecta; Hemiptera; Aphididae. The record is from the annotation of a GenBank genome assembly.